Molecule: messenger RNA, 1298 nt
Organism: Cornus florida
Lineage: Eukaryota; Viridiplantae; Streptophyta; Magnoliopsida; Cornales; Cornaceae
Product: BRI1 kinase inhibitor 1-like
Exons: 1
Coding region: 127-1047 (306 amino acids)
Cellular component (GO): plasma membrane
Molecular function (GO): kinase inhibitor activity
Source: RefSeq, a predicted model, not a curated record
AUAUAACUGUUGCAUUGUAACCAACUCUCUCUCUCUCAUUCCCCCUACUUCCAUCUUCCUCAUCUCCUUAUCCCUGUCCCCAAACAGAAUUAGGCCUUGCUGGUUUUUAACAUCAUCUUUUGAGCUAUGGACACCCAACACCACCCAAAGAUGAGAGACAAAGUUGAAGCUAAUCAACAACCACCGCCACCACCACCAACAACAACUUCACCUUCUUCCUCUCCUUCCCAUGAAUUCUCCUUCACAAUUUCCCUCCAAACAAUCAAUCCCAAUAAACCCAAAGCAGCCCAAACUUCUUCCAUCGCCAUCGACUUAUCUCCGGCCGACGACAUCUUCUUCCACGGCCACUUGCUGCCACUCCACCUCCUCUCCCACCUCCCGGAAUCCCCUCGCUCCUCCACCAAUUCCUUGGACAGUUUUACCCUCCCCAUAACAGAACUCUUAGAAGAACCAUCCAACAAGACCACAACCACAAACAACACCACAGAUAGUAGUACUACAACUAACCAAAAAAACUAUCUAGAUCAUCAUCAUCAUCAAGAAAACAUCAAUGGUCAUGAGAGUACUACAAAGGCAAGAACCAAGUCCAAGUCCAAAUCAUUCUGGUUCUUCAGCCUGUCGAAACGGCGAAAAGGGGGUGAGUCUAGAGAGGGAGAAGACAAGGAGAAGCAAAAGAGGAAGCUAAGGUUGGAGGUCAUGAGUCAUGUGGUGAAGAGGUAUGCGAGAAUGAUAAGGCCAUUCUUGUCAUUUAGAGGGAGGAGGGAGAGUAGGCAAUUAUGCAGACAAUCCUACUCUUUUUCUGCUAAUUUGAGCUUUAGAUCAUCAAGUAAGGAAGAUGCAGGGAGAGGGAAGAGGAGGGAGUACUUAUCGGCACCGGCGUCCAUGAGGACGUCGCCGACCAACAGUGGGCUGCUUGUUGCAUCCGGAGCUAUUGCCACCUCUACAAGUGACAGCACCAUGGAAGAGUUGCAGGCUGCAAUUCAAGCUGCAAUUGCUCAUUGCAAGAAUUCCAUUGCAGUGGAAGAGAAAAUCAAUUGUAAAGAUUAGGUUUGGAAGUUUUUAUUUAUCUUCUAAUUAAUAGUAGUUGUUUUUACAUGCUAAUUUUCUAGUAUAUGAGAGAGGGUGACUCUGUGUGGUUUUGUGAAAUGAAUUUUGUAAAUGAAGAUAGGUCAUGUAGAUGAAGACAAAUUUCAUCUACAUGACCUCUCUUCGAGUGUUUAUUUGUGAAUAUAUUCUUGUCUAAUUCUAUGGGUUACAUAUAUACAAGGUGGUUUUGGCCAUUGGUCAGCAUUUAAAAA